Molecule: messenger RNA, 354 nt
Organism: Armigeres subalbatus
Lineage: Eukaryota; Metazoa; Arthropoda; Insecta; Diptera; Culicidae
Product: armadillo repeat-containing X-linked protein 4-like
Exons: 1
Coding region: 1-354 (117 amino acids)
Source: RefSeq, a predicted model, not a curated record
AUGGAAUGGAAUGGAGUGGAGUGGAAUGGAGUGGAAUGGAGUGGAAUGGAGUGGAAUGGAGUGGAGUGGAGUGGAAUGGAGUGGACUGGAGUGGACUGGAGUGGACUGGAGUGGACUGGAGUGGAAUGGAGUGGAAUGGAGUGGAAUGGAGUGGAAUGGAGUGGAAUGGAGUGGAAUGGAGUGGAAUGGAGUGGAAUGGAGUGGAAUGGAGUGGAAUGGAGUGGAAUGGAGUGGAAUGGAGUGGAAUGGAGUGGAAUGGAGUGGAAUGGAGUGGAAUGGAGUGGAAUGGAGUGGAAUGGAGUGGAAUGGAGUGGAAUGGAGUGGAAUGGAAUGGAGUGGAAUGGAGUGGAAUGA